AUGGGGAAGUCUUGGAAAGAUACAAGGCUGAGGUUGUAUGAUGAUUACUACGAGCCAACAUUGUCGACUGAAGAAAAUAUUGAGAACCGUCCGCCGGGAAUUGAUCGAGAUCACUGGAGAUGGUACCUUGAUUAUCGUGCCAAACCUGAGACGAAGGAGAAGUGUAGGAAAAAUGCGAUAAAUCAAUCAAAACAGUUGUAUACCCACACUGGCGAUUCGAAAAGCCUGGCUCGGCGGAGGGAAGAAGAGUCAGAACAAGAAGGAAGGAUAGUCGGUAGAGGGGAGUUAUGGAUCAAGGUUUACAAAAGAAGGGAUGGCUCUUAUAUUAAUGAUGAGGCAAGAGAAAUUGGUGAAAGACUUCUGGAGAUUGAGCAACAGGAUGAGUCAUCUAAAGUGUUGUUCCAAAAUGAUUCCAUUGCUCAGGUUUUCGGAAGAGAGAAACUGGGUAGAGUGCGUGGAGUGGGUUUUGGACCGACUCCUAGUCAACUCUUUGGUACAAAUUUGCAACCAUCAGUAAAUAGAGUACAAGUAGAGGAGACGCAAAGGAAGCUGAAUGAACUACAGACAGAACUGGAAGCUGAGAAGUUGAAAAUGAAAGCGAUGGAAGAUGAAGCAGCAGCAGACAAGAAAAGGAUAAAGGUAAUGGAGAGUGCUUUGAUUUAUCUUUUUCAACGGCAGGGUGAGGAGCUGCCACCAGAGAUUGCUGCAGGGAUGCUUUCAAUGGAAUGA
Molecule: messenger RNA, 729 nt
Organism: Arachis ipaensis
Lineage: Eukaryota; Viridiplantae; Streptophyta; Magnoliopsida; Fabales; Fabaceae
Source: RefSeq, a predicted model, not a curated record